Rana temporaria (common frog) is the source of this 2322-nucleotide messenger RNA. RefSeq names its product mitogen-activated protein kinase kinase 4 (gene MAP2K4). NCBI's taxonomy places the organism in Eukaryota, Metazoa, Chordata, Amphibia, Anura, Ranidae. Gene Ontology annotation, biological process: MAPK cascade; protein phosphorylation. The record is from RefSeq and is a predicted model, not a curated record. The coding region runs from base 74 to 1561 and encodes 495 amino acids. Gene Ontology annotation, molecular function: JUN kinase kinase activity; ATP binding. The transcript has 15 exons.
GCCGGGAUAGUGGGCGGGGCGCACAGUGGGGGUUGCUGCAUUGCAGCCUUCAUCUGAAAUCUCAUCUCUAACAAUGGCGACUUCCAACCCCGGAGAGAGCGGAGGAGGAGCGGGGCCCGGGGCGCAGGGGCCACACGGCGCUGUCAGCGGCAUGCAGGGCCUUCAGAUAAACUUCUGUGACAAUGGCCAAAGUAAACGGAAAGCACUGAAGUUAAAUUUUGCCAAUCCGGCCUUCAAAACGACAGCAAAAUUCACUCUGAAUCCCACCAUCCAACCCCCCCACCUGAACGUGCCCCUGAACAGCAGUAAAUGUUUAAGCAGUCAGCAGAUCGACCUGCACUUUUUUGGCACACUGCCGAAAAAUAGAGAGCAACUGAGCAUGUGCAUAGCAGGGGUGCAGAAACCAUCCGCCGCUCGGAACCUCGAGACAACGUCCUACCAAAAACAGGAAGUGCGAUUUGGUGGUGGAAGGUCGUACAGCUCCAGCGAGCAGGCCACAAAGAGCAGACUAGCUGGCUUUGUGCACGGGUACGGUCAUGGUGGAACAGAAAAUGACGUUCAAAAAGCAAUUACCACAAGAGAGCGUUUACGAACGCACAGCAUUGAGUCUUCUGGAAAAUUAAAGCUUUCCCCGGAGCAGCAUUGGGACUUCACAGCGGAGGACCUGAAGGACCUCGGCGAGAUUGGGAGAGGAGCGUAUGGAUCGGUCAAUAAAAUGAUGCACAAUCCGAGCGGCCAGAUAAUGGCCGUCAAGAGGAUCCGUUCCACCGUAGAUGAGAAGGAACAGAAGCAGCUGUUGAUGGAUCUGGAUGUGGUGAUGAGAAGCAGCGACUGUCCUUACAUUGUUCAGUUUUAUGGGGCGUUAUUCAGAGAGGGGGAUUGCUGGAUCUGCAUGGAGUUGAUGGCGACUUCCUUUGACAAGUUUUAUAAAUAUGUUUAUAGUUCAUUAGAUGACGUCAUUCCGGAGGAGAUCCUCGGGAAAAUCACCCUCGCUACUGUGAAAGCGUUGAACCACUUAAAAGAAAACUUGAAAAUAAUUCACAGAGACAUCAAACCUUCGAAUAUCCUUCUGGACAGGAAUGGAAAUAUUAAGCUAUGUGACUUUGGCAUCAGCGGGCAGCUUGUGGACUCCAUCGCCAAGACGAGGGAUGCCGGCUGCCGGCCGUACAUGGCGCCGGAGAGAAUCGACCCGAGUGCGUCCCGCCAAGGAUACGACGUGCGUUCCGAUGUCUGGAGUCUCGGCAUCACAUUGUAUGAGUUGGCGACAGGGAGGUUCCCGUACCCCAAAUGGAACAGCGUGUUCGAUCAGUUGACGCAGGUGGUGAAGGGCGACCCUCCGCAGCUCAGCAACUCCGACGAACGCGAAUUCUCCUCCAGUUUCAUCAACUUUGUCAACUUGUGCCUUACGAAGGACGAAUCGAAGAGGCCAAAGUACAGAGAGCUUCUGAAACAUUCUUUCAUCAUGAUGUACGAGGAGCGGAACGUCGAUGUCGCCGGAUACGUCAUUAGAAUUAUGGAUCAGAUGCCGGCCACGCCCAGCUCUCCGAUGUACGUCGAUUGACCCCGCCUCCACCCGCAACGCUAGCAAAUGGCAACGUCAAGGACCGGACGGGCUGGGGGGGCAAACCGGACGGAGAGACGGCGCAGCAUGAACCCGACAUGACUUCCCUCUCCGGCUGCAGUGCAAUAAGAUCAGUGUUUUUGUUUCCUAUCUUUCCAUUGUGUCUGUGCGCUAAAGUCAUAUGUAAAAAAAAAUCGCAUCCCUUUAAUCCCGCCGGUCGCCGGCGCUCGGCUGGCGGACAGACAGAAGCCCACGUUCCGUGCAAACCGCUCCAUGGAACUCGAGUGAGACUGGAAUCAACCAAUAAUAUCUCUGCUGUGACCUCUUCCACCUGAAACCAACGUAAAAAUGGACGCCGACCGCCGCAGAGGAGCGAGACCACGCGCGUCGUACGACCGACCGCUCCGCGGAGGCGGGAAGAGGCGAAAAGAAUAUGAAUUAUAUAAAUAUAUAUAUUUUUAUUAUUUUUAAAUAAAAAAACAAAAAAAAAAUUCUUCACAAAGUGCAAUAGGUUAACCAAUUCUUCGCCAGGCGGUUCUGCCGCCGAUCAGGACUUUUCUUUUCGCCCUUCUGGCAGAGAAUGGGGGUAAUAAAUAUGAAAUUCUCUUCCACUUUAGUUUUAUUUUAUGUUCUCAGAGUGUCCGUUGAAUUUUAUUUUUCUUUUUUAAGAAUCAAAGUAUAGUAAAUAUUUACCAAAAAACACAAAAAUGAUGUUGCAUUGGAAAAAAUCGAACAUUAAAAUAUUAAGAGAUGGAGUAUAA